GCGCGUGCGGGAGGCCUGGGGAGGGGCCGGCACGGCCCGGGGUUGGGGGGGGAAGCAAAAUGAGCCUGCUGUCGGCCAUCGACACGAGUGCCGCCUCGGUGUACCAGCCGGCCCAGCUGCUCAACUGGGUCUACCUGUCGCUGCAGGACACGCACCAAGCUAGUGCCUUCGAUGCCUUCCGGCCUGAGCCUCCGGCCGGUGGCGCCGCGCCCCCGGAGCUGGCCUUCGGCAAGGGCCGCCCCGAGCAGCUGGGCUCGCCCCUGCACUCCAGCUAUCUCAACAGCGUCUUCCAGCUGCAGCGCGGAGAGGCGCUGAGCAGCGGCGUGUACAAGAGCGCCUCGCCCUACGGCUCCCUCAACAACAUCGCCGACGGCCUCAGCUCCCUCACUGAGCACUUCUCAGAGCUGACGCUCGCCUCCGAGGCCAGGAAGCCCGGCAAGCGGCCCCCGCCCAACUACCUGUGCCACUUGUGCUUCAACAAGGGGCAUUACAUCAAGGACUGCCCCCAGGCACGCCCCAAAGGUGAAGGUCUGACCCCGUACCAGGGCAAGAAACGCUGCUUCGGCGAGUACAAGUGUCCCAAGUGCAAGAGGAAAUGGAUGAGCGGGAACUCCUGGGCCAACAUGGGCCAGGAGUGCAUCAAGUGCCACAUCAACGUGUACCCGCACAAGCAGAGACCCCUGGAGAAGCCCGAUGGCUUGGACGUGUCUGACCAGAGCAAGGAGCACCCGCAGCACCUGUGCGAGAAAUGCAAAGUCCUGGGCUACUACUGUCGCCGCGUACAGUGACCACCACUGCCCUACAGCUCCCUGCUGCCGCCCCGUGCCACCCGAGGGACAACCUCACAGGCCUGUGGGCCUAGGCGGGUGGGGAGUUGGGGGGCUCCUGGGGCCCUCGUCUCGUGUACUGACAGCGUGGCUGGCGUGACUCUCAGGCUGCAGAGCGGGAGCUGGGGGCUCUCCAGAGUGUGCCUGGGCUCCCCGGAAGGACAGAAGCUGGUGGAGGCCUUCCUGUGCCCACGGGCUCUCCUCCCCAGAGUCCCCUUGGGGGUGUACAGCUUCGUAUUGGCCACACGUGCACUAAGGGAACUGUGAAUCCUGAGGCCUGCGGGGGGGGGCCACCUCCCCAACACCAGCAAGGCCCUCUCCCCUCCAGGCCCUUCCAGCUUGUCCUGUGCGAAAAGUCCCCAGUCCACAGCUGUGGUGGGCACAGGCCUGUGGUAGCAGCUGCUGGGAGGUGGGCCUCUGUCCCUAGCCACACGGAGCCCCAGAUCCUCAUCCGCCCUUGUUACUGCCUCGCACCUGGGAAUUUCACUACAUCUGCCCCCCCCAACACCCCCCCAAGGGAAUGUCCAGUGGAGGGCGGGGCAGGAGGUAUUGGACAUGGUGCUCCAAGAUGUGUCCUGGGGACACUGGACAGCACCGACUCCCAUCAGGCAUUGUCCCGCAGGCUUGGGUUUGGUCAGCCCCAAUCCUGUCCCUUCCCUCUGGCCUCUCCCCCCCCCCACGCUGCAGCCUCUGGCACUGAAGUCACUGUGGCAGGAAGGAGCCAGACCCACUAUUCUAGAGACACCCUGUGUCACCUAGUAUAAGGACCUCUCAUCUCCAGCCUCAGUUUCCCCGUAGGUCAGGAACAGAGGGGCACAGGAGAGCAAGAGGCCCCGUGAGUUCUGAUGUAUAGGAGCAGGCCAGCCACUCCCUCUCCUGGAACCUAGAGGUAGAGGAGGGGGAGGGAGAGACCCCCCGACAUUUAGCUGCGCUGUCCCCCACACCGUCCCGACUGGUCUCUUAGGAAGUCAGGCUGAGCAAUAAGUCCUUCCCUGCAGCCUGUCUUGUCUGAUGUUCUCAUCCCCUGCGGAAGUGGAGCCAGGGACCCCCCUCCACCUCGCCUCCUCACCUGGGUCUCCAUCAGGCCCCUGACACCCUGCAAGCCCAAGAGGGCCACAGAAUCUCUCAUGUGGAAAACAGAGACUGAUUUUCUACGUGCCGAGGGAGCAGAGGCCUCUUGGCGCAUCACGUGGCCAGGGGGACGUGUUGUCCUGGCCGGCCCCCAGCCAGCCCUGCUUGCCUUACCUCCUCUUCUCCCCGGGGAGGGAGAGAACCAGCUGCCAGGACUGGGUCUCUUGACCCUGCCCCAACACUAUGCCUCUGUGGAAAAAAAGAAAAGAAAAAGAAAAGAAUCAGGCCAUGAAAUGGGCCUGAAACUUAGUGUUUACCAUGGCUCGAGGGCACCCACGCAGUGUCCCCUUGCCUCCUGUGUUUAAUGAAAACGCCUUGUAAAUUUGAGGAGUUACAGUGAAGUGUUAACCAAGGGUCCAGGGAGUGGGUAGAAAGAGAUAGGGCGCGCCUGGAGCCCGCAGGCUGCAGGAUAGAUUUGGGGGGUGUGGGUGGGGCAUACCUUCUGAGCACUUAAUAAGUGUGUGCUGGCAGCGGCCCUGACCACUGGGCACCACCCUGCUGUCCACCAGGGGCGCCGUGCAGACGGUCAACGCCCAGCCACCUCUGAGGACCGCUGCUCGAGGACACCUCAGCCCAGUUGCUGCAAUGGGAUGAGCUGGGUGGCUGGUGGCCAUGUCUUCCGCACCCCAGGUAGUAGCUUUUUGUUAGUCACCCUGCUGGGCCUCUGAAGAGACCAGUGUGCUUGUCUCCGCUGCAAAGAGAAACUGGGUGUGAGGACCCCGGGACAAGGAAUACAAAGACGACUCCAAGUGGCUGGGGCCAGCAGGAGGUGGGACGUGACCCCAAGGUGUCCUUUUCUGUGGGCUGGCCACCCUUGCUCUGCCAUUUGCCCGAGGCUGCCUUCCAGCCCUAACUCGCACCUUGUAAUGUCCAAGCUGGAUUUGGGAGCUGUGGCCAGCCACAAGAUGGCACUGACCAGGCCAGGUGCUGUGAGAACAAAACGCUCAGAGGACCUGGGAGCCCAGGGGACAAGAAAGUUGUAGUAUGUUCAAAAGGGACAAUCGUUUGGAGUCAGUAGAUCGAGCGAUCUAGUUGAGAGAGAAUGGUGUUUACCCCAUAUGAAGUAUUCAAUAGCUCUACUUGUGAAUUUGUAUUUAUUUUGAGUUAUACUUGACACAGAAUUCCUUUAAAAAAAAAACCACAAAAAUACUAUGUGUGUAUUUUGAAAAAAAAAAUUUUCAUAGAUGUUAAAAUUUCUGCAUGGUUACCAGUUUUUCUAAUGACACUGAAUUUGGUAGCUUCCCCACCCCCCCCCAAAAAAAAGUCUUCACAGUGAUUUUUGUCUGUAUAUAUUUGGAGAUCUUUUAUAAAAAAAAAAAAAGGAAAGAAAGAAAAAUAGGAUUGCUUAAUGCUUUCGAGAUUAAAAAAAAACAACAACAAAAAGAGGUAUUUUCAAAACAUCAGCACUUUUAGAAGGGCAAUCCAAUAUCAAACAGAUUUCUGGAAGUAUUUUGCAAACCUUCUGGUUGAGCUGCAAGAAAAUAUUUAUGGUGAGAACUUUUUUUUCUUUUUUCCUGUUAGUUUUUAUUUUUUAACUCUGCUUUGGUCUGUAAAAAGUAUGCAAACUGAACGACAUUAAGAAGAAAAUAUUGUCUACAUAGAAUUAUUAUAUGAAGUUGGUACAUUAUUCUGAUGAGAAGAAAAAAUCUUCACAAUUCUUUAAGCCAUGUUGUUAUUCUCUGUUGUUUCCUUUGGAUGAAAAUAUCAGUAUUAAGUAGCCAGCGUAUUAUCCAAGUGCUUAGGCUUAUUAAUAUGCUCUUGACCUGUAUUUAUACAUAUGUGUAUUUUAAGGGGAGCUAUUAAUAGAAACAUAGUGAAAAAGGGAACCAUGAACCGUUGUGCUUCUGCCACUGAGGACGGCAAACGACUUCAUAAUCUGUUCUCCUGCAACUUCUUCUUAUCCUGUUAUUAAGGUUUUAUUAAUUUCAUGGUUGGGGGGGCAGAGAUUGGUCAAGGCGAAGAGGAAGUGACUGACUGAUGAGGCAGCCCUCUGCGGUCUUGCCAGUCCGUUGACCAAGUCAGCAAGACCUAGGCAGGGAUGGGGAAGCAGGAGGCAGGCUUCCCUGUGGCUCUUCCUCCUCUUCCUCCUGACAGUUUCUUCAUCUGAGCCAUGCCUCAGGGCCCCACUUUGAUCCUGAGUCUGUCCACCAGAGUCCUUACACCUGCCGUCCCACAUCUAACGGGCUUGAGCCUAGUCUAACCAAGCAUCUAACCCAACCUCACCACGUGGUAGCCAGUGUACCAACUAACACCAAGUGAGGGGUGUGGCGGUGUCUAGGGAGGUGCCAGUGGUGACCCCGUCCGCGUCUGCAUCUGUCCAUGUGUGUGUGUCUAGCUAAGAAGACAAACAGAGCCCGCGGGCCCUGCCCAGGGGGUAAGUGGAGAAGGCUUCCAACUUCCCCAGAGGGUGGGCCUCGGGUGGCAUUCCAUUGUGUGCCUUAUUCCUGGAGACUCUGUAUACGGCUUGCCUAUGGAAAUAUAGCCUUCCCACUGCUGUAUUAAAAGAGCUUUGCAAAGCAA
This is a messenger RNA of Jaculus jaculus (lesser Egyptian jerboa), 4478 nucleotides long. It is a transcript of the gene Zcchc24, whose product is annotated as zinc finger CCHC-type containing 24. The coding region runs from base 60 to 788 and encodes 242 amino acids. Gene Ontology annotation, molecular function: nucleic acid binding; zinc ion binding. The record is from RefSeq and is a predicted model, not a curated record. NCBI's taxonomy places the organism in Eukaryota, Metazoa, Chordata, Mammalia, Rodentia, Dipodidae. The transcript is spliced from 4 exons.